This is a messenger RNA of Aureobasidium namibiae CBS 147.97, 1140 nucleotides long. Its product is annotated as RNA-binding domain-containing protein. The record is from RefSeq and is a predicted model, not a curated record. Gene Ontology annotation, molecular function: mRNA binding; U1 snRNA binding. The coding region runs from base 1 to 1140 and encodes 379 amino acids. The transcript has 4 exons. Gene Ontology annotation, biological process: mRNA splicing, via spliceosome. Gene Ontology annotation, cellular component: U2-type prespliceosome; precatalytic spliceosome; U1 snRNP. NCBI's taxonomy places the organism in Eukaryota, Fungi, Ascomycota, Dothideomycetes, Dothideales, Saccotheciaceae.
AUGACGGACAAACUGCCCCCUCAGCUGCUGCAGCUGUUCGCUCCGAGACCCGCUCUGCGAUACCUGCCACCAUGCGACUACGCUCCCGAGGAACGUCGCACUCCUGCCAUCUCUGGCGUCGCCCAAUACCUUCAAGCCGCAAAAGAAUACAAUGACGACUAUCAACCUACCGAGAGCUGGCUGCAGAAGAAGGAUCGUCAAAAGAUGGAAAGAGACGACGCUGCUCGAUACCGCGUCACUGACGGCUACAAGAACGAAUUCAAGCCUCAUGAGGAUCCCAACGUUGUCGGCGAUCCGUUGAAGACCCUCUUCGUCUCUCGACUCAGCUACAACACCGAAGUCAAGGACCUCGAGCGCGAAUUCGGUCGCUACGGUCCCAUUGAGCGCAUUCGCUUGGUCGAGGACACAACCACUCCCACUCCCAAGAAAAAGCAUCGCGGCUAUGCAUUCAUCGUUUUCGAAAGAGACUCCGACAUGAAGGCUGCCUACAAAGACGCCGAUGGUAUCCGCAUCAAAGACAGACGUAUCCUCGUCGACGUCGAGCGCGGUCGCACAGUCAAGGAAUGGCGUCCUCGCAGAUACGGAGGCGGUCUUGGUGGCCGUCACUACACAAAAGCCGCACCGCCUCGUCCCUCUGGCUACGGUGCUCCCUCUGGUCCUGGAGGCUUUGGCGGCGGCCGGGGCGGCGGCUUCGGCGCUGGCGGCGGUGGCUUCCGAGGCGGCUUCCGAGGCGGAAGAGGCGGCGAUCGGGGCGGAUUCAGGGGCGGAUUUGGUGGAGGUGACCGAGGUGGGUAUGGUGGUGGCAGAUCUGGAGUCGGCUACGGCAACGGCUUCCCAGAGGGCGCCCCAUCCGGUCCCCGUGGCCCUAGAGGUGGCGGCUUCGGAGGCGGUCGUGACAGCGGCUACUCGGGCGGCCGUGACGGUGGUCGCGACAGCUACUCCGGCGGAGGCUCACGAUACGGCGGCGACAGACCCCCACGCGACAGCUACGGCGGUAGCGGCGGCAAUCGCGAGCCCAUUGGAGGUGGAGACCGUGGCGGUGGCUACCGUGACCGCGAUCGGGAACGCGACAACGACCGCAAACGCCCCUACGAUGGCCAAGGUGGCUACGACGAAUCGCGCAAGCAAAGAAGGUACUGA